This is a messenger RNA of Drosophila takahashii, 2182 nucleotides long. It is a transcript of the gene Lim3, whose product is annotated as Lim3 homeobox protein. Gene Ontology annotation, biological process: regulation of transcription by RNA polymerase II; neuron differentiation. Gene Ontology annotation, cellular component: nucleus. Lineage: Eukaryota; Metazoa; Arthropoda; Insecta; Diptera; Drosophilidae. Gene Ontology annotation, molecular function: RNA polymerase II transcription regulatory region sequence-specific DNA binding; DNA-binding transcription factor activity, RNA polymerase II-specific; zinc ion binding. The record is from RefSeq and is a predicted model, not a curated record.
GACUUACAUAAAGUUCACCUGACUUUCGCCUGGUCGAAAGCACCCCAACGAUAGAUGGUCUAGUGUCCCCCUGGUGUCGCAAACAAAUUCAAAUUGUUCAAGUCCCUGGCUACUUUAACUGAUAGAGCAGCCGAGCGUUGUUGGCACGAUCCGAACCUAACCGAACCGCAGGUCUAGAAUCUAAGAACCAAACCGAAACCCAAAGAGACCGCCGCGAUAAGGGGAAACAAAAAAAACAGUCAACGGGGCGGCAGUUGGGCACGAACCAAUGCCAGUUAUCGAGCAGACAGCGAUCCCGCCGAGCGGAGUCUCGUUGGCUUUUAGUUAAACGGGUCGCGAGUGCGCAAAAAGUCUAACUCUCUGUACUUUAUAGGGCCUCAGAAACAAAGAAACCGUGUGCUAAUUGAAAUAACCUAACUGAAAUAUAGCUCAUACGACGCGUGUACAAAUCGCCGGCCCCAUUGCAAUGAUGCAAACCCUGAAACCACCGCCACCGCUACAUCAUCACCACCAGCACCAACUUCAGCAUCAGCAGCAGCCACAUCAACAUCCGCAGUUGCAACAUCCUCAGUUGCAGCAGCAGCAGCAGCAGCAACAGCACCUGACAGUCAUGGAUAAUCACCAGCAACAUCAGCCGCAUAUCCAUCAGCAGCAGCAGCAACAAUUGCCACCCACGCCGCAGGCAUCUCACCUGGUCGGUGGGCAGCAGCAGCAACAGCAGCAUCCGCACCACAAUCACCUGGCUGUCGACCAGGAUGACCCAAAUCCCGAACUGGUGCUCGCCUUAAUUUCCAGGAAUCGUGCGCUCGAGGCUACAAUCCCGAAGUGCGGUGGCUGCCACGAGCUGAUCCUGGACCGCUUCAUCCUUAAAGUGCUGGAAAGGACGUGGCACGCCAAGUGCCUGCAAUGCAGCGAGUGCCACAGUCAGCUGAACGACAAGUGCUUCGCGAGGAAUGGCCAGCUAUUCUGCAAGGAGGACUUCUUCAAGUCGAACAGACGUUACGGUACAAAGUGUUCCGCUUGUGAUAUGGGCAUACCGCCCACGCAGGUGGUGCGACGGGCCCAGGAUAACGUCUACCAUCUGCAGUGCUUCCUGUGCGCCAUGUGCUCCCGCACCCUGAACACGGGCGACGAGUUCUACCUGAUGGAGGAUCGCAAGCUGAUCUGCAAGCGUGACUACGAGGAAGCCAAGGCCAAGGGCCUCUACUUGGAUGGCUCCUUGGAUGGCGAUCAGCCGAACAAGAGACCGCGCACCACGAUCACCGCCAAGCAGCUGGAGACCCUGAAAACCGCCUACAACAACAGCCCCAAGCCCGCCCGCCAUGUACGUGAGCAACUUUCGCAGGACACGGGCCUGGACAUGCGGGUGGUGCAGGUCUGGUUCCAGAACAGGCGGGCCAAGGAGAAACGACUGAAAAAGGACGCGGGUCGCACGCGCUGGAGCCAAUACUUCCGCUCGAUGAAGGGCAACUGCUCGCCGCGCACCGACAAAUUCCUCGACAAGGAUGAGCUGAAGGUCGACUACGACAGCUUCAGUCACCAUGAUCUGAGCAACGACAGCUACAGCACCGUCAAUUUGGGCCUGGAUGAGGGCGCCUCGCCGCACAGCAUCCGGGGGUCCUACAUGCACGGCAGUUCGAGUCCGUCGCAAUAUCCGCCGAGCAGUCGCUCGCCGCCGCCAGUUGGCCAGGGUCACACGUUUGGCUCCUAUCCGGAUAAUAUUGUGUACACCAAUAUAGAUCAAGCGGUGGGUUCCAGUUUGCAUGCCAACAAAUCGCAUCAUCGCCUGCACAGUAGCAACAAUGUCUCCGAUUUGAGCAACGAUUCUAGUCCCGAUCAGGGAUAUCCCGACUUUCCGCCCAGUCCCGACUCCUGGCUGGGCGAUUCGGGUAGCACCAAUAAUACCAGCGCCAACAACAACAACAAUAAUGCGAACAACAGCAGCAGCAACAACAACAACAACAGCAGCAGCGGCGGUGGGAGUGGCAGUGUGAGCGUCAGUACCGCCCCCAAUCCGUCAGCGCCCGGCGUACAUUACUGAUACUCAAAUCUGCUUUUGCGUUAUUUUGAGAUGCAAUCGAGAAGCCUGCUGUUGGCCGCUGCCCAGCAGCAACAUCAGCAACAUUCGUCGCAACUAUAGCAGCGACGCCAUAUUGAAAGCUCACAACAGUAGCAGCAGCAG